Vanessa atalanta (red admiral) is the source of this 3410-nucleotide messenger RNA. RefSeq names its product transcription factor BCFI-like (gene Gata-beta). Gene Ontology annotation, biological process: positive regulation of transcription by RNA polymerase II; negative regulation of transcription by RNA polymerase II. The record is from RefSeq and is a predicted model, not a curated record. The transcript is spliced from 9 exons. The coding region runs from base 410 to 1819 and encodes 469 amino acids. Gene Ontology annotation, molecular function: zinc ion binding; RNA polymerase II cis-regulatory region sequence-specific DNA binding; DNA-binding transcription factor activity, RNA polymerase II-specific. Lineage: Eukaryota; Metazoa; Arthropoda; Insecta; Lepidoptera; Nymphalidae.
CGAGUGGCAGUAGGCAGCCGCGCGCGCUGCCCGCGGGCCGCGCGCCUCCGUUACGAGUUUCCUUGUUAUUGUUAGCGAGUGUUGACCGCGCCGCCGCCCGCGCCGCUGACCCGCUUUGUGUCGCUGCACCUGCAUUCACAUCGCGUUAUCGCACUAAUGCCGAUUUAAUUGCGUUAGUUUUCCACACGAAGCACUCGCGCCAGAAAAAUGGUAGCACGACUAGUCGGGUUCAGGUCCGGAUGGCUCCUGCGACACGGAGGGCGAGGCGGAGUGCGGCGCGGGCGACGCGGAGAGCCCGCCCCCCCUGUCUUUCGGCUACGCCCCCGGCGGCGGUGGCCUGUCGCCGUCCCACUCGCGCAGCUACCAGGAGCUGCGGCCUGCGCACGCGCAUACGACACACGCGCGCGAUAUGCAGACAUACGCACACCUCGAGGAAGCGCUGUUCAAGCCGACAGCGGGGUUGCCGUCAACCGGGGGCUCCACGGAUGGCGCAUAUUUGCGCGGGCGCAGCCCCGAACUAAGCCCUUCGCCAGAACGCCGUGAGGACUAUCGUACACUACACUACGAGCCCUACGCGCCCGCACCACCCCCGCCGCCCUACACGCACGAUCACCAUCAUCACGUCGACGGCGGAGGCGGUGGAGGCGCGGCCUACACGCGUUGUGCGUACCCGACCGCCGGCUCGCCUUACUUCAGCAACGGUGCAGACCUCACGCAGCCGCAGAUAUGGACCUCAGCUGCAGGAGGAUCGCCGAACUACGGCACCGCUAGUGGCGCUGGCUCAGUGCUCGGUGAGGAAUAUGGUGAUACGGGAGAGGCGGGCGAGAGCGGAGGGGCGGGAAGCGGGGGCGCACUGCCCGCCUUUAGCGCUCGUUUCGGAGGCGCCUUCGCCAGCGCCACUUCCAGGCCGUCCACUGUAUACGGCACCACCGCGCUGGCUACGAACGCUUAUGCACAACCGGAAGUAUGGAGUCUAGACGGCAGCCGACGGCCGCAGCUCUCCGCCGCCGCCAGCCUCUCAGCCAUCGAUAUGGCGGAGUUUUUCACGGAGGGUCGCGAGUGCGUGAACUGCGGGGCCAUCCACACGCCGCUGUGGCGGCGCGACGGCACCGGCCACUACCUGUGCAACGCGUGCGGCCUCUACAACAAGAUGAACGGCAUGAACCGGCCGCUCAAGCAGCCGCGGCGGCUGGUACGUCAGCGGCACGCGGCACACGCGCUGGCGCCCGCUCCCGACAUGGGCACGAAGCGGCCGGGCAUGUCUUGCAGCAACUGUCACACGACCACCACCUCGCUGUGGCGUCGCAACGCGCACGGCGAGACCGUCUGCAACGCCUGCGGCCUGUACUACAAGCUCCACAACAUCAACCGUCCGCUCGCUAUGAAGAAAGACUCCAUACAGACGAGAAAGCGGAAACCUAAGAACAGCAUGAAGGCCGAGAGAAGUUUGAGUAAGAGUUUAGUGAACGCGGCGCACGCGGCGCACGCGGCGCACUCGGCGCACAACUCGCACAACUCGCACUCGGUCGGAGCCGCCGUCAAAAUGGAGAACCUGCUGGAGGGCGGCGCGACCGGCGGCGCGGGCUCGGGCGCGCGCUCCCCGCUGACGCUCGGCUUCUACGUGCAGCAGCACGCCGCCGCCGUGAAGCUGGAGGAGCCGCCGCCCGCGCACGCGCACCAGCACGCGCACCAGGCGCACCACCCGCACCAGGCGCACCACGCGCACCACGCGCAGUCCUUCUACGACGAGACGGAGUACCGGCGCGCGGAGCCGCAGGAGCGCCUCGAACGCCCGACCGUCGUGUCGUUGGGCAGCUGAGCGCCGUCCGCGUCUCCCGUAAUAAUCUCAGCCCCGCGACCGGCCGUCGCGAGCGGAAUAAUAAUAAGAAUCUCAGUCGUUUAAGCUUAGUUAAUCGUAGAGUAGCGGACGAGAGCCGAGGAGUCUUCGCUAGUUGACCAAAUAGAGCGGAUAGGGCGCCGGAGAGCGGGCUCGGGCCUCGCCGGGAUCCGUGCUCCAUCCGAGUUUGAGUAGUUUUACUAUAGAAUUUUAUAUAUUUUAUGUUAGAGAGGAGUCUAUGAGUACGAGCAUUUAUAGAAAAUUAUUUAAAUAUUUACAAUGACUUUUUAACAUAGACCAGUACUAAUUUAGUCUAUCAUUCGAAAUUAUUGUCACGAAUAUCGAUGACGAUCUAGCUCGAAAGUUAAGAUAGGAACAAAUCGCCAGACGCUACGCUCGUGACCUUCGGAACGCCAUCAUUACUCGAUCUAAACGGUUGCUUAUUAGAAUCUCUCUUGAAAAUAUUUAAUAUAUACUAAUGAGUACGCAGUUUAGAAGUCCACGAGUCGCGCCUGCGACGAGCUCUCCGACGUCGCCCGGCGGCUGACGGCGUGUUCUGUUACCAAAUAAUUAUUAUACCUAUGUAUAAAUACUAUAAGACUGUGCUUAGGCAUUCCUAAAGUGUUGCAUUCCUAAAUAGAUAUAUCGCUUAGUUACUUUAUGUAAUGUUAUACAAUAGUUCUUAAAUACGCCACUGAGGCUGUUCGUAGGUAACAAAGUCUACAUUAUAUUCGAUAUUAUUGUGUGUUAAUUUUAUUAUAUUUUUAUGAACUCCAUGACUUCAAAAUGCAUUCCACGAAUUUAUAAAUGUAUAAGAUUUUAUAUUAAGUUGUGCGUUAUUGAGGCUCUGUCACGAAAUAAAAAUACAAGCGACAAAUAGCGUUCGAAGCAUUUCAACAUCUCAUCGUCACCUCAGAUAUAUCUGUGUCGACUACAACCACUUCCCGAGUCUGAUAGUACCCACUCGGCAGUGUCGUACGCACUUGGUUCAUUAGAAUCAUUCACCGGUUCGGGAGUGAGUGUGAGAUUUAGUUUUAUUAUCACAGAACCGACGAAUUAUGAUGACAAUAAAACCACGACGGUGGGCGACGUUCUUACUGUACUUGUGCUCGCAACAAUUGGCAUAAUAACUUAAACAAGACAUAAUGUAAGUAACGUAAGAGAAUCGCUCCGUUGUUUGACCACGUGCUCGUUUCGCCGCGAAGCCGAUGCUCCAACUUCUGUACAUAACAAAUAUAUCUGUAUGAAUUAAUAUAAUUACCUGCUGUUGCUUUAGUCACUAAAUUAUAAUAAACAUUUUUAUUAAGUACUUUAAUAAAAUUUAAAAAAUAAAACGAUUAGUGAGUGAUGAAUUUAGUAAUACGGUUGCUCACCGGAGGCGACCGGAACAGGUCCGGGCGCCACGCAAGUUAUAUAGCGAUAUAUACACAGAUACAUAUAGCGUGUUUAUUAUUAUUUAUGUAUGAUAGAGUCCCGCGGCAGCGAUGCGCUGCUCGCGGUCUGCAAUUACAUUUUAUGUAAAUAUAAUAUAAGCAAUGAAAGUACACUUUGAAUAAAUCGAAUUAUUAAUUAA